Molecule: messenger RNA, 4406 nt
Organism: Octodon degus (degu)
Lineage: Eukaryota; Metazoa; Chordata; Mammalia; Rodentia; Octodontidae
Gene: Cd44
Product: CD44 molecule (Indian blood group)
Exons: 18
Coding region: 325-2559 (744 amino acids)
Biological process (GO): positive regulation of ERK1 and ERK2 cascade; cell adhesion; inflammatory response
Cellular component (GO): macrophage migration inhibitory factor receptor complex; basolateral plasma membrane; plasma membrane
Molecular function (GO): cytokine receptor activity; hyaluronic acid binding
Source: RefSeq, a predicted model, not a curated record
ACCUCCCACCCCAUCUACAACUUCACAACUAUUUCGGACAGCUCGACCGCGCGCAACGGCAGGAGGGCUGGUGCGUCUUUAAACCGCUGCCGGCGGCUUAGUCACAGCCCCUCGUUUGGGUGUGUCCUCCCCUCGCUCCCUCCCUCUUAGGUCACUCUUUCAACCCUUGAAUAAAAACUACUGCCAACUUCCGAGGCGGCCUCAUUGCCCAGCGGCCCCCAGCCUCGGACAGGUCCGGUCCGUCUUCCUGUCCCCGUUCUCUCGUGUCCCCGCGCAUCGGGACCCUCCAGCUUCACUCCCUUGCGCUCCAGGUUCGCUGACACCAUGGACAAGUUCUGGAGGUGCACAGCCUGGGGAUUCUGCCUGCUUCAUUUGAGCCUGGCCCAAACGAUCGAUUUGAACAUCACAUGCCGCUAUGCAGGCGUUUUCCACGUGGAGAAAAACGGACGCUACAGCAUCUCCCGGACGGAGGCAGCUGACCUCUGCAAAGCGUUCAACAGCACCCUGCCCACCAUGGCCCAGAUGGUGCGAGCUCUCAACAAGGGGUUUGAGACCUGCAGGUACGGGUUCAUAGAAGGGCAUGUGGUGAUCCCUCGGAUCCAUCCCAACUCCAUCUGUGCCGCCAACAACACCGGAGUGUACAUCCUUACGUCCAACACCUCGCACUAUGACACGUACUGCUUCAACGCGUCAGCUCCUCUUGAUGAAGAAGAUUGUGCAUCAGUCACAGACCUGCCCAAUUCCUUUGAAGGCCCGGUCACCAUAAAUAUAGUCAACCGUGAUGGCACCCGCUACAGCAAGAAAGGAGAAUACAGAACACACCCAGAAGACAUCAACUCUACCAAUAUUAUCGAUGAUGAUGUGAGCAGUGGGUACCCUGGUGAAAGGAGCACUUCAGGAGGGUACAGCAUCUUCCACACCCACCUUCCAACUGCACACCCGACCUCUGAUCAGGCAAACACCGAGGUCUACGGAAGUACCAGUAAGGAGUCUGAAACAGCUUUGAUGGGCACGAGCGGUGCAACUCUCAAAACCACAACCAAGAGGCAAGAAACCCAGGACUGGUUUUCAUGGUUGUUUCAACCAUCAGAGCCUAAGAGUCAUCUUCACACCACAUCAGAAAUGGCUGGUACGGAUUCAAAUACCGUGUCAACAGGCUGGGAGCCCAGUGAAGAAAAUGAGGAGGACAGAGACAAACACCUCAGUUUUUCUGGAUCAGGCAUUGAUGAUGAUGAAGAUUUUAUCUCCAGUACCAUUUCAACCACUCCACAAGUUUCUGAACACACAAAACAGUACCAGGAUUGGAGCCAGUGGAAGCCAAGCCAUUCCAACACGGAAGCACUGCUUGAGACAACCACAAGGAUGACUGAUGUAGACAGAAAUGGUACCAGUGUUAAUGGAGAAAACUGGACCCAGGACGGACAGCCUCCUUUCAUCCACAAUGGGCAUCAGGAUGAAGAGGAGACCCCACAUCCUUCAAGCACAACCUGGGCAGCUCCUAGUAGCACAACAGAAGAAACAGCAGCUACCCAGAAAGAGCAGUGGUUUGAGAAUGGAUGGCAUGGGGAAUAUCCCCAAACACCAAGAGAAGACUCUGAUUCAACAGCAGGGACAAUUGCCCCCAACAGCCAUUCAAGUCAAAGAGUGACAACCCAGAGUCAAGAGGACAUUUCCUGGACUGAGUUCUUCGACCCAAUCUCACAUCCAAUGGGAAGAGGUCAUCAGACAGAGAAAAUGAUGGAUGUGGACAGCGGUCCUAGUACACCAGUUCAGCCCACUGCAGAGCCAGUCACAGAUUUGGUGGACGAUUUGGACAGAACAAGACCUCUGUCAGUGACGACUCAGCAGAGUGAUUCUCAGAGCUUCUCUACAUCACAUGGAGAACUGGAAGAAGAUCAAGACCAUCCAACAACUUCUCCUCUGACAUCUGGCAACAGACAUCCUUCCAGAGGGGGCAGAAGAGGUGGAAAUCUUCCUGAAGACUCAGCUACAUCACUGGAAGGUUAUACCCCUCAGUACCCAGACACAAAAGAAAACGGGACCCUCAUCCCAGUGACCCCUGCUAAUACUGGGGGCCUUGGAGAAACUGAAGUUACUGUUGUUGGAGAGCAUAACUCUGAUGUUGAUCACCCCUUACCAGGAGACCGAGAGUCAUCCAUGGACCCCAACGAGCAUGCUCAUACCACUAGUGGUUCUAAGUCUGAUGGACACGCAAGUGGGACUCAAGGUGGGGCCAACACAACCUCUGCUCCUAUCAGGAGACCCCAAAUUCCAGAAUGGCUCAUCAUCUUGGCAUCCCUCUUGGCCCUGGCUUUGAUUCUUGCCGUCUGCAUCGCUGUCAACAGCCGGAGAAGGUGUGGACAGAAGAAGAAGCUGGUGAUCAACAAUGGUAAUGGAAAAGUGGAGGACAGAAAGCCGAGUGGAAUCAACGGGGAGGCCAGCAAGUCUCAGGAAAUGGUACAUUUGGUGAAUAAGGAACCGUCAGAGACCCCAGACCAGUUUAUGACAGCUGAUGAGACACGGAACCUGCAAAACGUGGACAUGAAAAUCGGGGUGUGAGAUCUCCACCAUUAUCUUGGAAAAAAAUAACCACAGUUGCGAUACGACCAUUACAGGGAGCUGGGACUGAACAGAUGCAAUGUGCUACUGAUUGUUUUAUUGGGGAUCAUUUUUUUAGCAUAAAAUUUUCUACUCCUUUUUGUUUUUGUGUUUUUUUUUAAAUUUUAAAGUCAGGUCCAGUUGAUAAAAACAGCAUUGCUUUCUGCAAGGAGAACCCAACUAAUAAUCGGAAAGAAUUUGAUAGUUCCAGUUUCCACCUAGAGGUCUUUUAUCCCCUGGGUUUGGUAUGCUAUGGAUGGCUUCUAAAUGUCACAAGUACAUGUUCUUGGUACUCAAACCGCCACACCCCACCUGCCCGGUAAUGGCUCAUUCUCUGAAGCCAGGAAGGAUUGUUUUCUGGGAGGAAAUUUGAAUGGGUCCAUGUUCCCUCUCCAGAGCCUAAUCCUAGGUCAUUGGUCUCCACUUGGGUAGGGGCUUGGGGUGUACUCAUUGUACAUCCCCUUUUGCAGGCUCCCUGGAAAUUGUUAAGUUUCCCAAAGGGUGCAGCUAUUUAUCUGUAGUAAGCUAUUUAUGUGUAUUUUUGAAAUAUUAAACCCAGAAGGUCCUUUGAGCAGUAUGAUUCUUUUCCAGCCUUCUUUGUCAGAGGAAUAAAAGGGUUUAAGCUAAUUCACAAUAAACAUCUGUACUUUUUCCAUUUUAACCCCUUGUGCUGUGAUCCUUCACUUCCCAAAAUGCAAGGUCCAAGUCUCUAUAGCUCUCCAGGAAGAUCCAAGAAUGGUUCUCCUUAAGCUCAUUCAUCUCAUAGCCCCUUUGCCCCCACUCUGCUAACCUGCCCAGAAGACCAAGGAGGAUUGUGCUAUUUCAUUUCCAAGGAUGGCCAAAGGCUUUCUCUCCUCUUCUGGAAUCAAAGUUGUAAGCACAAGACCUUCUGCCAUUUUUGUGUGUUUUCCUGGCUGCUUUUCUCUCCCCUGAGGGCUUUGAAAAGUCACAGUUAACUUGCAUGACCCUUCAUUUAUGGAGUCCCAUUUUACAGAUGCUGAUUCUCGUAGUGAUUUCCAAAACGCGAUAUGGAAGUGCCUUGGACAUCUUGUAAUACAAAGAGAGGCAACAGAAAUAAAAAAGCAGUCUGGGGCCAACUGAUUGGCAUAGACUGGUGAGGUGGAAGGCUGUGUAAAUCCUGCUUGACUAUUUUUAUGUCUGUAUUUGUUUAUACUUUCACAUGCCAGUUGUCUGUCUGCAGUUAGCCCUCCAGAUGAGUUAAGCAUGUGGGGAAUCCCAAGGUUCAAGGCUUCCCACCAUUAGAAAUAUUAUCACAACUUGAGCACAUUUAUGGCAAAGGGAGUGAAUAACAGCUUUUUCCUCUGACCUUAUCUUUCUCCCCUCUUGACAAGUUGUCUGUGACAUCUCUUCAUCAGUCAGGGUGGUCCCCUUGGUCCUGGAACUCCCCAAAACUGCUUAUGAUCAUAGAGCUUGAGACUAUAUAGUAAGAGGCUCUAUCGGCUGGGAUCUGAUUUUUUCCUCCCACAUCCAGAAAAGCCACUUGUUGCCUAAACUGAUAUCCUCAAUUGCGGGUAUAACUUAAAUAAUGAAAAGGAAGAAAAAGCUCAUCUAGACCAAUGCGGGUAUGGCACAGAGUCAACCCCAAGGAUAUAUCUAAAGAGAGGCUCAAGCCUUUCAUGCUCAUUUCAAACCUCUGGUCCUUCCACUGCCUUACGCCUGCUCACUUUCUCCACCCCUGCUGUGAUCUUUAACAAACUCCUUUCUCUUCUUCUGUGAAUAUUAUUGACCAGCUCUAUUGUCAACUGCUAGGUUUCCUUUUCCCUUGUCCUUUCUAAGUUGAAAAAAAA